AUGUUGCCAUCUAUCACGCCGCCGGAGUCUCUUCAGGGUCUUCCUGAGGACCAAACAAAUGCUGCCAUACGCGCCGCACAGAAAGACGGGUUAUUUGCGGGGCUCACGUCUGCCCUCCUCGGAUCUAUGCUUGCUACGCGCCUCCGUCUCCCUCGAAACCACAUGAUACUUUCAGCAGCAGCCACAGGUGUCGGUGCUGGAUACUACUUUACUCAGGGCUUCGUUGCAGCCAAUCUCUCCAAACUCCGCGCCGAAAUAGCAGCUUCAAGGGCACGGGAGGAAUCCACUAACAGCGAGUUUGUAUCUCACGACACAUGA
Peniophora sp. CBMAI 1063 is the source of this 318-nucleotide messenger RNA. Lineage: Eukaryota; Fungi; Basidiomycota; Agaricomycetes; Russulales; Peniophoraceae. The record is from the annotation of a GenBank genome assembly.